GAAAUUGAUAUUUCAAAUUAUUACACAUGUUAUUUGUUAGGAUGAAUACACUGUAUUUGAUAAAUGUAUAUAUGAUAAAGAACUCAAACUCUGUAAAAUGAUCCACAGAUCUUCAAUAUAUUAUAAAUAAUAUAAUAUUAGCUUCGGCAAAGCCUGCCUUCUCAGGCAAAGCUGGCUGGUUUCUAAAAACUGAAAUCACGGGACUAAAUUGAAACGAAAGACGAAAUUAUUCCAAGAGGGAGAUUUAGAUUUGGCGUCCUUAUUAUUUCAACUCCUAAACUCAAAAUCAGUCUUCACCGUCGUUAGCACUGUGGUGUGAAAACUGAAGAUCAGUCUACUUUGGGAGAACUGUACGUUAACAAGAACCAUGUUGGCCUCACAGAGGGAAAAACGUGCCACAGCUGGCAACAAGAUGUCAAAGUUGUUGGAGGCAGAGGACGAGGACGAGUUUUACAAGACUACUUAUGGGGGUUUCGAUGAGGAAGAGGAGGACAGAGACUAUAAUUCCUCACAGUCUGACUCAGAUGAUGUCAUUGACUCUGACUUCAGCAUAGAUGAAAAUGAUGAGGUCAAAAGUGAUGAUGAUGGUGAUGACAAGCCAAAGAGGAAGAGAAAAGGAGUCGUUACAAAAGCUUACAAGGAUCCUAAAGGAGACAAAGCACCAGAGAAGAAGCCUCCUGUAAAGAAGGCAAAGAAGGAAAAGCCCAAAGAAGUUCCUUCCACUGUACAGAUUUAUGUUUCUCCAGAGAGAAAAUCUGUGCGUCGCUCGACUGCCUUGAAGUCUGAAGCAGCUCUAUCCCGACAAAAACUGGACCUUCAGAAGGACAAGAUGCUGAAAGACAUGGCAGCCAAGAAGAAUGUGGCCAGUAUCCGGCGCAUGACGCAAGAGGAGCUCCUGGAAGAGGCAAAAGUUACAGAGAUUCAGAACAUGAAAAGCUUAGAGAACUAUCAGAAGCUUGAACUGGAGAAGAAGCGGGCCCGUGUUGUGAAGCAGGCAUACCAGGGUCCCAUUAUCAGAUACCACUCCCUGACGAUGCCUCUGAUUGAUGAGUUGCCGUAUGAACCGGACGUGGACGUUGACUCUGAGGAUGUGGCAGAGACGAAGAAGCCCGACUUGACGGUGGAUGAGAAGUGUGAGAGGACGUUCAUCACCUUCACGGAUGAAACGACCUUCAAAGAAGUUUUCUCGCAAGAAAAAUGCAAGCCGCCCUCCAAGACUAUGUGUGCUGUGACCAAACUGCCAGCAAAGUACUUCGACCCGAUCACUCAGACCCCGUACGCCAACGCUCAGGCGUUUCGCUGUAUACGCGAGGCGUACUCCCGACAGCUUGAAGCUGAGAGCAAGGCCCGUUCUUCCAGCCCUUCCCUCGGUACCUCAGGACAGUCGAGGAAGAAAGAGAAGACGGCCGGCUCACCUCAGGUCGUCUCUGUCACUUCCUGACCCGACUGACGGAACAGAAUAUACUAAAAUUAGAUUUUAUGACUGUAAUGCUCAUUCUGCUGCAUCCGACCUUGAUUGAGCUGGUGGUUGGAGGGUGCUUCUGGCAGGGGCCUCCUUCUGUUUUGUCACUCUGUAAUUUCUGUCUGUCGUUCUUUUUUGCUUUUCCCCCUUGCACCCAAUGAUGGUUAUUGAAUCAAUAGGCUUGUAUUUAUCCAAGCGAACCAACCAGUUAAGAUGAAAACCAUCACUGCAGCACAGUUCAUUGAACAAAAUGAGUAUUGUCUUUCUUCCAUAUUGUUUGACUCACUGAACACCAGGCCGCGAUUUGCCUCCAAACGCCAGGGAACCACCCAUUUUACCCACUUUUUAAAAAUUCA
Molecule: messenger RNA, 1818 nt
Organism: Aplysia californica (California sea hare)
Lineage: Eukaryota; Metazoa; Mollusca; Gastropoda; Aplysiida; Aplysiidae
Product: vacuolar protein sorting-associated protein 72 homolog
Exons: 9
Coding region: 368-1441 (357 amino acids)
Biological process (GO): chromatin remodeling; regulation of DNA-templated transcription
Cellular component (GO): nucleus
Molecular function (GO): ATP-dependent H2AZ histone chaperone activity
Source: RefSeq, a predicted model, not a curated record